UGUUUUUGUAUUAAACCCGGAUUGUAAACUUCCGGACGAGAAGUGUUCACAUGUGAGAGGCAUGAGAGGUGAAGACUCACUGGUUACUUGUAAAUCAGUGGGACCUUCAGUUUAAUCAGCACAUAUUUAUCAUCGGAGAUCUGUAAUGUUUUACCCAAGUUGAUUGUGAUGACCACCAGAGGGCAUGUGUUGGCGCUGUAUCGACAGAUCCUGCGACUGUCUAGAACCUGGGAGUCACAGUCAGGAGUUGCUGCGGAAACCCAAACAGAGAGAGACUACAUCAGGACUGAAGCAAGGCUGCUGUUUAGGAAGAACAAGACUGUGACAGAUGAAAAAGAAAUAAACGAAUUUGUGCGAGAAGCGGAGACAAGGAUAGAACUAGCUCUUCACUACAGGGUUCCCUAUCCACGUCCAGUGAACAUUCCCCAACAGACAUUACCGCCACGUGGGGCAAGGAUGAGGGCACAGAAACGGCAGAUAGAGCAGUCCAAACCCAUCUACCUUAAGUCAUACAAGGACACCAAGGACUAGGUGUCUGAUGGCCUGGAAUGGUAGCAGUGUUACUUAGUCAAGAUACCAAGAUCUGUGUGUUGAAAUUCUUCUUCUCACAAUCAGGAUGUAGUGUUCCCAUCUUUGGAUUUUUCAGCUCCAGCAUGUCACUUGGCUUUGUUUGUUGUGAAAGGAAUAUAUGGCCCUUUUAGGUUAGCGUUAUUGUCUCUGACAAGUGUAUUAGUUGCUGUCUGAUGCUGGUAUCUAAUCCCACAAGAACGUGUGAGUUAUGUGAAGUCCAGAUGGUGGGAGGCCACAUUAUCUUGUGUGUGAGCCUCUCUACUCCAUCCUCCCAAGUGUUCAGGACAUCAAGGAAGAUACAGUUUUGUAUUGUAAUACCUUACUAGAUGUUACUAGAUGGUCAGCAGACACACACAGGGUUCUCUUUCGAGACAACUGCCAUGUGGACACAUCACAUACCUAGAAUUCAUGUGUGAAAUAAACAGGAUAAACCUG
Haliotis rubra (blacklip abalone) is the source of this 1005-nucleotide messenger RNA. RefSeq names its product LYR motif-containing protein 1-like. Gene Ontology annotation, cellular component: mitochondrion. The record is from RefSeq and is a predicted model, not a curated record. The transcript has 5 exons. Bases 169 to 531 code for a protein of 120 amino acids. NCBI's taxonomy places the organism in Eukaryota, Metazoa, Mollusca, Gastropoda, Lepetellida, Haliotidae.